Drosophila simulans is the source of this 2064-nucleotide messenger RNA. RefSeq names its product mucin-5AC (gene Mur11Da). The coding region runs from base 35 to 1948 and encodes 637 amino acids. NCBI's taxonomy places the organism in Eukaryota, Metazoa, Arthropoda, Insecta, Diptera, Drosophilidae. The record is from RefSeq and is a predicted model, not a curated record. The transcript is spliced from 3 exons.
AGGUGAAGUCAUCAGUUACACACCAACCUUUACAAUGUUCAGAGCGUUUGCCUUUACUGUCCUGUUUACAGCUUUGACCUUGUCCCAAGGACAUAGGGACGAUUACCUGAGGUUUCCAGAUCCCGGAAACAUUCCGAGAUACAACCAACGACCCUGUGGUCCCCGAGUCUGUGGCAAAAGUGGACAUUGUUAUCGCAGCUUUGAGAGCAUUUGUGACUUUAACGACUACAACCUGAAGAUGAUAUUCAGUGGACAAGAAUUAUUCGAAUUGACAGAACCGAUUUAUUGCCAACCGUCUCCUCCACGGACGAAGCUUGUUGAUGUCGGCUACUAUUUCAAUCACCGGAGUUUGUUAGUGGCUCAAUCGCAGCCUUCGCCCUAUUCAUCGCCUAUUCCAAGACCCAGUUUUCCCCAAAAUCCGAAAAAUAUUGAACGUUACGACGCAUAUCCAUCAUCAGAUUCUUAUGGGCCAGCUCAAGACUAUGAACUUCCUUAUCCGGUAUGGGCAUUUAAGCGGCCCCAAGCGCCACCGAGAAAUCCCCCAGUCAGUUAUAAACCUCCUUAUUGGCACUAUCCAACAAGACGGCCCGAAAUAACCAAGCCAUGUUACGGAAGAAUUACAACCGCAACGAAAGCUCCUACAAGCACUACCACAACAACGGAGGCAUCUACAACGACGACUACAACUGAACCAUCAACAAAAACAAGCACUGAAGCCUCCACAACAACAUCUACGGAAAGAACAACAACAUCCACAGAGCAAACAACAACUACUAAAUCUACAUCACCAUCAAUAUCUACAGAAAAAUUAACAACAACGACCGAACUCACAACAUCAACAGAACCAGCAACAACAACUGAAUCUGCAACAAACACAACUGCGGAUUCAGAUAAAAGCACAACCACUGAACAAUCUAAUACUACAGAAUCAACAACAACUACAGGGCCCACAACAACCACAGAACCAACAACAACCACAGAGCCCACUACAACCACAGAACCAACAACAACUACAGAGCCCACAACAACCACAGGGCCCACAACAACCACAGAGUCAACUACAACGACAGAACUUGCUACAGAUACAGAUCUAACGACAACAACGACUCUCCCAUUAACAACAAAAUCACAAACAUCCACGGACCCAUCAACAACAAAUCCUACAACCGAAUCUUCAACGACAACCAACAGAAGUUCCUCAUCUACAACAAUUACGACCGUAACAACAGAACCUUCAACGACCACAACGGUUUCUUCCACAACGACUACAAAAGAUCCAACAACAACGACCGUAACAACAGAACCUUCAACGACCACAACGGUUUCUUCCACAACGACUACAAAAGAUCCAACAACAACGACCGUAACAACAGAACCUUCAACGACCACAACGGUUUCUUCCACAACGACUAUAAAAGAUCCAACAACAACAACAGAAUCUUCUACGACAACUACGACCGUUCCCACCACUCUUGCCGAAUCGUCUACAGUAACAACAACCCUUAUUUCAAAAACAACGACUUCGGAACCUUCCACAACAUCUUCAACAGAUUCUUCAACAACCACAUUAACUACAGAUACCCCAUCAACGACAACAACAUCCACUGAAGCUUCUACAACAAUUAACCCGGCGGCUGUCAAACCUGUAACUGUUGAGGUCACCAACGAGGACGGACAAUUAGUAGAUUUCGAAUUGGCAGCCAUGGCCGUGAAUCCGGAAACAGGGGAACCAAACUGUGCGGAGGUUACCAAUGUCCUGAUAACCACAGGAUCAAGGAUUGUAUUCCAGUUCACUGGUUGUAUUGUGGCUAGGGUUGCCAGCAGAAUUAUCACCGAACCGACAACGUCUAGCACCACCGUAGCAACUACAACCCAGAACACUCCCUACUAUCAGUGGUAUGGCGGUUCAGCGGCUUACGCACAGUCCCAAUUUCUAUAUACCUAUUAGUUCGACAUAAUUACAUUUAUAGGACAAAAUGAAGAGAUUUUGAUACUUUUAAAAACCCGAUCCCAUUUUAUAUAAAUAUGAUUUUAUUAAGAACUCAAUAAAUGCCAUUAAAUGAA